UGACGCGCCUCUCCUCCAGCGCAGUCUCGCAUUGAGGGUGAAGCCGCAUAAACGCGUAUCCAUAAUGCGGGGCGUGAAGCGCUCCAUGUAAGUCAGCUGAAAAAAGAGGGGGGGUGCUUUUUCUUUUUUUUUUUUCUCUUUUUUUUUAUAUACCGGCUUCACACCGAGCCUGUCAACUCAGGCACCGGGGAAGCGAGGGGGAGGGAGGGAGAGGGGAUAAAAUGUCGAACCGAAAGCACCGGGACAACCAGGAGAUCUGCGCCCGCAAGGUCCGGGAGCUGGCCCAGUCUGGAGUAAACAAACACUGCUUCGAGUGUAACCAACCCGGGGUGACUUACACCGACAUCACGGUGGGCAGCUUCGUCUGCACGUCGUGCUCCGGAAUGCUGAGAGGCCUCAACCCCCAUAGAGUCAAGUCUAUCUCCAUGACAACCUUCUCCCAACAGGAAGUGGAAUUCCUCCAAAACCAUGGCAACGAGGUUGGCAGGAGGACUUGGCUGUGUGUGUUUGACCCAAAGACGGACGGCUGCUCCGAUAUGAAGGACUCUCAGAAGUUCAAAGAGUUCCUGCAGGACAAAUAUGAGAAGAAAAAGUGGCAUUUUUCCAAAAGUAAGAACCGGAGGGAUGUCGAGGGUCCGUGGAGCCCAGGAGUCCAGGCCGUGCCCCCGUCCCAUGGUCCCUUAGCGAGCCAGGCCCCUUCUCAUAACCUACCCCCCAACUCCAGGUCCACAAGGCCACUGUCUCAGUCCCAGCUGCCGUCAUGGGAUCGAGCCCCUGCGAUCUCGCCUGCCGACAUGCGGACGGACGUGUUUACCGCCCGGCCGUCGCGCUCCCAAAGCUUCAGAGACCCUCCUCUGAAAGACCCCACCCUGUGUGGGAUAGAAAGGCAGAGGCCAGGCUCGCUGUCAUCAGCGCUGGGAGCUCAGAGCCACGCCCCCUCCUUCCCCGCCCUCCCACGGCCCUCAGCCAGUAGCUCUUUCAAAAACCACUUCACUUUAGGUCGUACAAUAUCGGCCUCAGGGGCCACGGGGCCCUUCAGGGCUUUCCCCAAAUCUCUCAGUGUCGACUUUGGAGGUCUGAACCAUCCCCAGGCGCAGCCUCUGCCUCAGUCUCUGUCCCAGCAGCAUCAGCAGCAGCCUGGAAGUGUCGGCCAGACGACGACGGCAGUUGGCAGCUCCAACGCUCAGGACAGAUACGCUGCGGUAUUGCAGCUGGACAGCGUCUUUUCUGACCCGUCAUCGACCACAGCUCCACCUGGUGGUCCUCCGCAGUACAACACCAUCUUCGGCAGCAGGCUCUCAUCCAGCUCUACUCCUGCCAGCUCCCCCGGUGUCGAUACAGUGUCCAGCUCCCAAACCUUUGCAAAUUUCCCCAACCCAUUCAGCUCCAGCUCCGGCUCCCAGCAGCCCGUUGCCCUCUCCCCCAGUAACCCCUUCAGCAACGCAUCAGGAGGUGACUCCGGUGCGUUUGUCACCUCGCCCACGUCUGUUUUCCCUCCGUCUGCCUCCUUCCCAGCAGCCACCAACCAGAAUGCAUUUCCUCAUGAGUCAGCAAGCAACCAGGAAGCCAACGGUUUUGCUUCCUUCCCUGCGUCCGACUCUCAGCCCAAAGUCCCUCGGCCCAUGUCGGUGAACCCGUUUACGGGCAACGUCUACCCCAGUCGAGGGACGUCGCGAAACCCUUUCAUCUGAUCCCACCACUUUACGUCACCCACCCAUCCAUCUCUGGGAACCCGAGGGAGUGAAGUGAACUCGAGGAGUCGCUGCCAUUUCAAUGCCUUUGGAGUAUUUUCACCCUCUGUGGGAGGUGUUGGACCUCCACCUCCUCCCUCCUCCUCCUCUCUCUCUACUCUGUCUGUGUUUCUGUGUUUGUGGAGAGGAAAAAACAAAAAAAAAAACGUGUGAAUGUAAUUAUGAAAUUUAUGUAUGUAUGUAUGAGCGUGCCCCACAACCCCCACCUUACCACCACCUUACCCUGCUGUCAGUAUGUCAAAAGGUGUUUGUGUGCCAGUAGCCGCCACCUCAGGGCUCUGUGGGAGUCACGAGUAAACGAUGCCUCUAUGAUUUUCUGCAGAAACACACACACAUAUACAGUAUAUGACACGUGUCGCUGCUGCUGCUGCUAUUUUGCUUUCAUCUCCUGCUUAAAAGUGCGGAAAAAAACCCAACCCAAGCCCCGUCUGGGUAAAUACGUCAGCGUUGUCGUCUCGGUUGUCCAAAAGGAAAAGUCAGUUCAGGCUCUACAGAGUCUACAGACGGUUAUAACAGCCUUAACAGCCUCCUGAUGCAUGUGAAUUAGCAUCGAUGAAGAUAAAGACGGGCUUUCCUCUGUAGUGGGUGUGUGUGGAACAUGUUUUGCAUUCAUCACUUUUUUUUUUUCCUGUCAGAUUUUCUUCUAAAGGAUGAUUUUUAUUUAAUUUUUUCCACUCCAAGGCUGCAUGCGCUUAGAGGGCUAAAAGGAGAUGCUACUGAAUGUAAAAGCAAUUUCAGAAUAACGUUAACAUAAAAUGUGUAUGAAAACAUCAUCGCUUCAUGUAUCGGACCAAAACGUUUCUCGCUCUUUUUUUUAUUUUUA
Molecule: messenger RNA, 2574 nt
Organism: Larimichthys crocea (large yellow croaker)
Lineage: Eukaryota; Metazoa; Chordata; Actinopteri; Sciaenidae
Gene: agfg2
Product: ArfGAP with FG repeats 2
Biological process (GO): intermediate filament organization; acrosome assembly; spermatid nucleus differentiation
Cellular component (GO): membrane; cytoplasm; cytoplasmic vesicle
Molecular function (GO): GTPase activator activity
Source: RefSeq, a predicted model, not a curated record